Messenger RNA from Notothenia coriiceps (black rockcod), 574 nucleotides. RefSeq names its product tumor necrosis factor receptor superfamily member 1B-like. The coding region runs from base 79 to 507 and encodes 142 amino acids. The transcript has 5 exons. Lineage: Eukaryota; Metazoa; Chordata; Actinopteri; Perciformes; Nototheniidae. The record is from RefSeq and is a predicted model, not a curated record. Gene Ontology annotation, molecular function: protein binding.
AAAAACCCAAAGAGAGUCACACCUUGAGGAAGUUAACAAAACCACUGGAGGAGAACAAAAGAAGCUUACUAUUGAAGGAUGGGACUCGUGCAAUGUUUGGUGAUCUUCUGGAUGUUUUCUGCACAGCUGGUGCUCUCGUCUCCGCUGAACGAUGUGAGCCGGUAUUGCGAGCUUUCAGGAGGGAGAAGGUGUAAAAAGUGUCCUGCAGGUGAGUAUCAGGUGUCGUGUGCAGAGUGUGUGUCGUGUCCUGCAGGAUUUUACACACUUGACCUCAACUGUGAACAAAACUGCCACGCCUGCUCCAGAGACUGCAGCGCAGAGUCACAUCUGAAGGUGGUUCAGAACUGCAGCCGCUCGUCCAACAUGAGGUGUGUCUGUGAGGAAGGCUUCAGAUGCUCUCACCACGUCACAGAGUCAAGAAACUGCAGAGACUGUAAAAAGAUACAGGAAACAACAACAGGUAAACAACAACAACAACAUGUAAACAACAACAACAACAACAUGUAAACAACAACAGGUGAACAACAGGUAAAACACUGCAGACUUCUAAACCGUCAUAACAGACUCUACCACC